Molecule: messenger RNA, 306 nt
Organism: Suillus clintonianus
Lineage: Eukaryota; Fungi; Basidiomycota; Agaricomycetes; Boletales; Suillaceae
Exons: 1
Source: RefSeq, a predicted model, not a curated record
GUCAAAGCAACACAGAGACUACGGAACGGAGGAGUAGUGAUCGAGCUAACCACAUCACAAGCAGCCUCAUGGGCACGCGCUCCUGCAAACCGUCAAGCUAUAAUCGAAGCCUUAGGGAUCCAAGCGCAAAUCAAGAACAGAACAUUCCCCAUCAUAGUCCCAUUCCUACCAGUAACCGCACCAAUAGACAGCCACGACUGGAUCAGGGAAGUAGAGACGGAAAACGACAUGUCCCCAAACUCCAUCGAAUACGUAAAAUGGAUCAAACCCAAGGAACGAAGAGACACCAACCAACGGGUGGCACAU